Molecule: messenger RNA, 331 nt
Organism: Fusarium oxysporum Fo47
Lineage: Eukaryota; Fungi; Ascomycota; Sordariomycetes; Hypocreales; Nectriaceae
Exons: 2
Coding region: 44-331 (95 amino acids)
Source: RefSeq, a predicted model, not a curated record
UCAUAUCGUCGUCGGCAAACUCAAUGUUACUCUCCCACUCACCAUGGAACAGAUUAAGUCAGGUGUCACGGAGCAACGACCCAAACUCUGUGAAAACACACCGGUCUAUUUUGGACUUACCCUCAACUACGAAGCUGGCUCUAUUUUUGGAUCUGGAAAGACGAAGGCGAUCCGUGCGGAAGCGAUUUACAACUACGACGCUGCCGAAAUACGACGAGUAAGGGACUACAACAGGGACAAUGUAAGGGCCAACGCUCGCCGUGCAAUCAAGAAGUGGUCGCAGGAAGGAUCACAUAAACGCAACGAUGAAGACUCAUUUUAUUGGAACUGA